AUGGAGCAGCGAAUGGAGGAGAUGCAACAUAAGCAUGAGGAAGAGAUGGCGACGGUUAGGGCCGAUUGUAUGGCCCAGAUAGCCAAGGCCAAGAGUGGAGGAGUCGGAGGUGAAGAAGGUAAUAACGAGGACAGACAAGAUCGUACGAUGAUGGGGGUGUUGGAGGAGGAAAAGGCAAAGCAUAGUAGUGCCCGGACGGACGGAAAAGGGAAAAAAGGUAAGGAGGAUAAGGGGGACAAGGGGGACAGUCACAUGUUGGUGAAGGUAGAAGGGCCUACGGUCCCGGUGCCCUUCAUCAGGGAAAUUAUGGAAGUACAUAUUUCGGAACAAUUCGUUCCCCCUCAGUUUAAGAUGUAUGACGGAUCGACAAACCCUUCCGCCUACGUCAAAUCUUUCAUCAACGCUAUGACAUUCCGAACAGGCUGCGACGCCAUCUGGUGUCGAGCUUUCUCUUUAUCUCUAGAAGGAGAAGCUUUGGAUUGGUUCAAUACACUCCCCAGCAAUUCCAUCGCGAAUUUCAAAAGUCUGGGCGAGAUAUUCAAGAAACAGUUUGUUGCUUGUAACAUGGAGGAAGUGACGGUCGUGGAUUUAAUGAACUUGAAACAAGGAAAGGAGGAAUCUCUGAAAUCUUUCAUGGAUUGGUAUCAGAAAACGGUUCGGAAGGUCAAAGGCCUCAGCUUGGAAUUGGCCUUGCAAUAUGUAAUGCCCGCUUUGAGACCGGGGCCCUUUAAGGACAGCAUAUGCCGGAACCCACCUCAAACCAUGGAGGAGUUGCGGCAACGGGCAGCGGAUGAAGCACGGGUGGAAAACAUGAAGCAGAAUUACCGAAGAGAACAACAGGAGGCCAAGGCAGAUAAGAAUGACAGCAGAAAGGCCGAAGGUCAAGGAAAUAGACCGCUAGGACCGAGAUUGAGGGAAGGGCCAAGAGGCCCGAGGUUCCCACAAUAUACCCCCCUCAAUGCUCCCCGAGCCCGAAUACUCCAGGAAGCAUUGAGUACCCAGAUUUUACCGGCCCCUGCUAAACGUCCGACUCCAUCGGGUGCGGAUAUGAGCAAGCGUUGCAUGUACCAUCAGAACUCCGGGCACGAUACCGAAGAUUGCGUAACUCUGAAAGAUAAGAUAGAAGAGUUGAUUCAUAUGGGGCGAUUGCAGCAAUAUGUGAAGAGAGAGGACGUCCGGGAGUGA
Molecule: messenger RNA, 1185 nt
Organism: Vigna radiata var. radiata (mung bean)
Lineage: Eukaryota; Viridiplantae; Streptophyta; Magnoliopsida; Fabales; Fabaceae
Exons: 1
Coding region: 1-1185 (394 amino acids)
Source: RefSeq, a predicted model, not a curated record